Fusarium keratoplasticum is the source of this 582-nucleotide messenger RNA. Its product is annotated as DAO domain-containing protein. Bases 1 to 582 code for a protein of 193 amino acids. The record is from RefSeq and is a predicted model, not a curated record. The transcript is spliced from 2 exons. Gene Ontology annotation, cellular component: cytoplasm. Gene Ontology annotation, molecular function: oxidoreductase activity. NCBI's taxonomy places the organism in Eukaryota, Fungi, Ascomycota, Sordariomycetes, Hypocreales, Nectriaceae.
AUGCCGAGUUCCCUUGGGGGCGUCUAUGAGCCGGGAAUCGUCGACCCUGGUGUCCCUCGCCCAAAUCCCGCCCAGUCUUACUGGCAGACAGAACCACACCCACUGGUCGAGCACCAGUCGCCCUGGCCAACUAGCGCCGUGGACGUCGUCAUCAUUGGUUCUGGUGUGACUGGGACAAACUUGGCCCCCAACUUGGUGGCAAAGCAUCCCGGAUUCAAAGUAGUCGUUGUCGACUCGCGCAGCCUCUGCUCGGGUGCGACUGGCCGCAACGGUGGACAUAUCAAGACAGCGACUUUUGCUGUCUGGGAAGACCGCAAGAGACCUUAUGGCAUCGAGGAGGCCGCCCGUCUCACCGCCUUCGAGCACAGUCAUCUAGAUGCUAUGAUCAGUGCUAAGGCUUUUGACAAGGCAUGCCUGGCCCUCGACCACAUGCGCGCCUCUGCGCCUCAACUCGCGAAACGAUAUCAUGUAUACACCAACAGAGACUACCUACAGAGCGCCCCGAAGCUAUCCCACCGAUGCGUAGGCGCCAUCGGUAGUUCCGCCGCGUCUGUCUGGCCGUAUAAGCUCGUUACUGGAUGA